Molecule: messenger RNA, 1101 nt
Organism: Letharia lupina
Lineage: Eukaryota; Fungi; Ascomycota; Lecanoromycetes; Lecanorales; Parmeliaceae
Exons: 6
Coding region: 1-1101 (366 amino acids)
Biological process (GO): protein targeting to membrane; proton motive force-driven ATP synthesis
Cellular component (GO): cytoplasm; nascent polypeptide-associated complex
Molecular function (GO): proton transmembrane transporter activity
Source: RefSeq, a predicted model, not a curated record
AUGUCAAAUCCACGCAUCGAAGAGCUUCCCGAUGACCCACCUGCCAAGAAGGGCGCAGAGGUCGACGAUGCCUCGAGCAGCUCCGACUCAGAUGAAGCGGAUGCGGCAGGAGGAGAGGGGGACUCCGGCAUCCCAGCUGGUUCCAGUGUGACCGUGCACUCUCGUAACGAGAAGAAAGCGAGAAAAUCAAUUGCGAAACUGGGGUUGAAGCACGUUCCGGGUAUCACAAGGGUCACGUUGAGGAGGCCGAAAAAUAUCCUCUUCGUCAUCAAUUCGCCCGACGUCUACAAGUCCCCCUCAAGCAACACUUGGAUUAUCUUUGGAGAAGCCAAGAUUGAGGACCUCAGCUCUCAGAUAAGCGACAGCGCUCUCAAGAACAUGACACCCUCCGACAACGCUGGUGACUCUCACGCCGGCCACAACCACGCUGCCGAGGGCAAGGGCAAGGCUAUCGAAGAGGCCAAGAAAGAGGAAGAGGAAGAUGAUGGGGAGGAGGUUGAUGACUCGGGUCUGGAGGCCAAGGAUAUUGAGCUGGUCAUGGCCCAAGCGAGUGUGUCGCGGAAGAAGGCGGUCAAGGCUCUCAAGGAGCGCUCCGCCGCCCUGAAACUCGACUGGACCAAAAUCUCCACCUCUCUCGGUCUCAAAGGCCAGACGGCAACCGCGCUCCAAGCCUUCAAAAAGCGCAACGACGACGCGCGCCGCAAGGUCAACCUGCUGAGCUCGCAGCCCCAGUCCGUCGACUUCCAACACUACCGCGACACCCUGAACAACACGGCCGUGGUCGACGAGAUCGAAGGCCACGUCAAGGCGUUCAAGCCGGCUACGUACGAUGUGGGACGGCAGAUCAAGGCCAUCGAGGCGUUUGAGGUGCAGGCUGUGAAGAGCGCGGAGGAGACGAAGGGGAAGGUGGAUGGGGAAUUGAGGGACUUGGAGGCGACGUUGAAGAAUAUCGAAACCGCGAGACCGUUCGAGGAUUUGACUGUUGACGAAGUUGUGGCGGCACGCCCCGAUAUCGACACUCGAACAGAACAGCUUGUGUCGAAGGGGCGUUGGCACGUCCCCGGCUACAAGGAGAAAUUUGGGGAUCUCUCGGUGCUAUAG